UGAAUUUUAAAUUAUAUAUAAUUUGUAUAUACUAAUUUUAUAUUAUUUGUAUAUUUUGUAAAAUUUUAUUCAACAAUGAGCUUACACACGAGUAAACUUGUUGUUAUGCUAUAUUUUCACCCACCUCAAGCGGUAACCAUAGGAACAAUAUCAAAACAUAAAUGGAUAAAGAAAUGUUUGAAAAAAGAAUUCCAAUCGAACAUUGAGAAAUUCUUGGAAGAAGAUAUGAACAAUGCGGACAUCGUUGAUAAAAUGAUCCAUUCUAAAGAGAUGUCUGCUUUGGUGAACUCGAUGAGAACAACGAUCGUCGAGCAGUCUGUUUCAAGGUCUGUAUCGACAUCGGUUUUCGAUUCUCGACCGCAAUCAUCGUUCUCCUGCAUCAGCGAUCAAACAAGUGAGGAUUGGAAUUCCCCGUUGAACAAUGAGGAGUAUUAUAAUGUGAUUCUUGAUAAAAUCAGUCAAGAUAAACCCGCUCACGUUCGAUUAGCCGGUUACGAGAUUUUUUUGAAAAGCGAGCUGUCGAAUUUGAACAAUAAUCCUAUAUGGGAUUCCCUGCAAUCUGCUUUGUUGGCUGGACUCACAGACGACAGUAGACCAAUCUUUGAAGCUAGCUUACAAGUGCACGCGAAACUGCUAACUUGCUUACAAUCACACGAUGUGUAUUCAAACUUGUUGACCGCGUUUGACGCUCAAUACCAUUCGCAGAAAACGUUCGAGAUAUUACCCACGUUGAUCGCUGGUAUUAAUUUUAAGUUCUUUUUACACGAAAGAGUGUUCCGCAUAAUACAUCUGAUGCUUCGUUAUCAUGAAGAGAAGCUAAAAACUGCGAGAAAUCCUGAUAAAACGAUCGAAGAGUUAAUAGAACAAUUCAUUACGUUUCUAAGUACACAUGAAUUCGCGAAUACGACACAACCGAAAGCGAUGAACAUACUCAACAUCGUCUCCGUGUUGGAACCGCGUGCAGAUUGGAGUAGAAAAUGGAUAGUUAGUCUCGCGACCAGGAGAAUGUUUUUAACUGCUUUAGGAAAGUCUCCGACAUUGUUGCAACAAAUAAUGCAUCAUGUACAGAAAGGAUUGGCGGAGCCUCCGCACUCGAUGUCAGUUUCAAUUUACGACGAUCCAAUGGAAGUUAUCAUUAACGGCAAUACAGUAAAGACGGUGACUUAUCUUCAUUGUUUAUGUUUUGUAUCGCAACUCUGCGCUUAUGAAGCUGGCCGCAAGCUUUUAACAGAGAAUACGUUCGAAGUUCCAUUUUCAAUACCGGAAUUCUUGACCGCCUGUUUGAGAGGUUUAAAUAAAUUGUCGACGGAAACGUUAACAGGCGUGCACGAAGUCUCUUGCUACGCUCUCCAAUUUAUUUUAGAUAAGCCAACGAUUUUAUACGACAACGAGUUUUAUCACAUCGCGUUGUGCCAUUUGCAAUCACUGUCCGAGAAUAACGUUAGGAUAUGGCCACAUACAUUAAAUAUAAUUUUACACAUGCUGGACACGGUUGAUGGCUCUCGGUUUCUGAUCUCGCAAUGCAAAGAGCACACAGUCAAUUUCGAGAAGAGUCUGUCCAAAUGUCCGGCUAUGUUCAUCAUAAUAAUCGCAUCGAACACGUUGCGACAACCCUUUUCAAUUAUGAAUUUGGAGUAUCUUCUUAAACUGUUCGAGGUAAUACAGAAGCUGUUUGACGUGUUCGAUGUCUAUGAAAUAGUACAGCUGAAAGUCGAAAGAGAAUUCUAUCCCGCUGUGUCGUAUUUCUAUAAGAAGUUAGACAAAUCCUAUCUGGAGAAUGAAAAUAAAGCUCAACAGAUUAACAGUGCAGUUAAUGCGUUAUUGCUUAAAAUGGUAUCUAUACCAUUCGGAUUGAAAGCCCUCGUUCAACAGACGACGGUAUUUCAAGAAUUAAUCGAGGGAUCUGUGACGCCUUUGAGGACGUCGUGGACUUCUAUAGAGGUGGUCAAUUUUGUAACAUCCGCAGCUUCCUUCCAAUUGGGCUAUAACGUGAUCGCCAAUCUCGCAUCUCACGUCUUGUCCACGUUGCUUUCGGAUGCGUGUCAAAUAUUAGAAGAUCCAUGUCACUUCCACGAUCCGUGGGAUCAUGAGAAUAUUCAAAAACUUUUACAAACGUUAACACUCUUCUCUCUUAAUUUUAAAUGCUUCUCUGCAUUCAUGACAAACGUAAAAGAUUCGUAUAACGAGGAACAGAAUUAUCCACUCAAUUUACCGAAAUUGUUCAACGAUUCAGUAAACCCUGAGUCAAAUUACCAUUAUUUGGGUCUUCUAUCGUUGAAUGCUGUUAUCUCGAAUUUAAAUGUCUGUUUAUACCUGUUAGAAUUACUGAAUUUUCAGAAUAUUUUGUUAGAAUUUCAACAAUUCGAUGCAAAAGAGGACGGAGAGAUGAGUGUAAAGUACAUUGAUGAUUACACUUUAAUACGACACAAAAUUCUAUCGAAAACUUAUUUCGUUAAUAUAAAAAAUGAAGAAGAAGAAACAUCAAAAUCGGAGGAAUACGAUUUACCGAUGUUGCCUCCGCCGAAAUUUGAUAACGAAAAUGUUCCGUUAGAAGAUGAAUACGAAACUGAGUUGGAAUAUUCAUUACGAGCCGACACACCAGGAUUAUUAGAUAGCGAUUGGGUUGAACAAAUUAGAGAAGCGUAUAAAGCAUCGCAGGAGCCGACAAAAAAUACAGUAUUAAUUCAACUACUAGAUAAAAUGCAUAAAGCGAUUCCUACUUCAGAAUGGGGAGAACACUUCGAAUGGGAGGAAAAUGUAUCGUCGAGUACAGACUCUUGGUUCACGGAAGAGAUACACGGAAUUGAUUUCGUUUUAUACUAUGCAGAACAGAAUGAUAUCUUAAAUAAUACGACUGAAAAUAAGGAGAGAUUACAAGAAUUCAUAAAUGCCUGUUACGCAUUCAUUCAGUAUGAGAGACCGAAGAAAUUCGAUGGUUUCGAUUGGUUUUUAUCUACCGUGUUCAUUAUCUGCGAAGGAAACAUAGAAAGAUGCAAGACGUUUAUCACGCAAUUGAUUCAAUUCCCGAUAACGAUGUUCCUGUGGCCUAAUUUGGGAAAAGUGGUGGACAAGUACACUAGGGAGGAAUGUGGUAUACAAUUUACGUUCAUGCAACUCCUAGAGAGCAUCGUCAGCACCGAGCUUGCACAUACUAAAUUUGCCCUCAAGAGUACCUCUGGAAUGAAUUGGUCUCUGAUAUGUAAUUCAAUGGUACUGCAAUGUUUCUGGGGUUUUCUACCAUGGUCGGAAAUUAAACAUUUUAUCGCUGUUUGCGUAUUGUUUUCACCUGAUUAUAUAAUAUACUACUGCGCAUCGCUAUUAAAUCAUUGUCAACGUGCAAUUAUGGAAAAUGUAACAGCUAGAAGGAUAUGGCCCGACUACAUAGACUUCGAAGAUUAUCGAUGUCAUCAUUACUUUAAGUUUAUGGAUAUGUUAGAUAAGAGAUACGGGAAUAAAAUUUUGCCGAAAUUCGCGCUCAAAGGGUUCAGUUAAAUAAAGAUCUAUUUUUGUUAUAUCAAAAAUGAAGAAUUGCAUUGUUUUAAUAAAUACUCAUUACAUUAGCGAAGUAGCGGCAAAAAUUAUGUAAAUGUGUAUAGAGAUCUGUUAAAUAAUGAUAAUAAUAAUUUGUGAAAUAU
Messenger RNA from Ceratina calcarata, 3635 nucleotides. Its product is annotated as protein broad-minded. The record is from RefSeq and is a predicted model, not a curated record. The coding region runs from base 76 to 3492 and encodes 1138 amino acids. The transcript has 9 exons. Lineage: Eukaryota; Metazoa; Arthropoda; Insecta; Hymenoptera; Apidae.